AUGGUCACCGAAUCAAAGAAGAAAGCUUCCGCCAUCGAGGUGACCACCACGUCCACCGAGAUUGCCUUCCACCUCUCCACCCCUACCCUCUCAUACCACUUCCAUGUCCCUACCGUCACCCACUCCACUGGCGGUCUACUCCUUCCUACCGGCGACCUAGUCCACGAUCACUUCGGAUCGCCCACCACCGAGCCCAUCCCAUACAACGAGGCUCCUACCAGCAGGAACGAGAUCGAGUAUCUCCGUACCCAGCGAGAAUUCGCAGAUCUCGGUCGAGGCGAUUAUCGCUUGCCCGCCGUACACGUCCGGUACCCCGCAGGUCAUACCGUCUCGCACUUUACCUACAAGUCGCAUGAGGUCAUUCCGGGCAAGCCUAAGCUGGAUGGGCUGCCGGCGACGUGGGGUAAGGAGGAUGAGGUGACGACACUGCAAGUGAGGAUGGAGGAUAAGCGCUCGGGAUUGGAGGCGGUGUUGAGCUACGCUGUGUUCAAGGCGUGCGGGGCGAUUGCGCGGUCCGUCAAGCUGGAGAAUAAGGGAGAAGGGGAGGUGGAAAUCCUGCGCUUGGCGAGCUGGGGCGGGGAUCUGGACGUGGGCGAGUGGGAGAUGGUGCAGCUGUGUGGGGACUGGGCGAGGGAGAACAAGGAGAUCAGGCGCAAGGUUUACCCAGGGACGCAAGGAUUCCAGACUACCUGCGGCUACUCCUCCGCUUAUGUCAACCCCUUCGUUGCCAUGGUCCACCCCGACACCUCCGAGACUUCCGGUCCGGCGUACGGGUUCAACCUCAUCUACUCGGGCUCGCACGCGUGCGAGAUCGAGGUAUCGCCCCAAGGUCCGACCCGCGUCCUGCUCGGUAUCAACCCUCUUCAGCUCGCCUGGACCCUCAAGCCAGGAGAGAGCUUCACCACGCCCGAGUGCGUCGGCGUGUACUCGAAUCAAGGCCUCGGCGGGAUGAGCCGUAACCUCCAUCGUCUCUACCGGAACCACCUCUCGCGGUCCAAGUUCACCCAUUCGCCCCGCCCGACCCUGCUCAAUAAUUGGGAGGGGACGUACUUCGACUUUACGGCCAAGUCGCUUCUUUCCAUCGCGGACAAGGCGGCGGAUCUCGGGGCGAAGCUGUUCGUCCUUGAUGAUGGGUGGUUCGGGAAGGGCGAGACGGCGCGGACGAAUGAUCACAAGGGGCUCGGGGACUGGUGUCCCAAUCCCGAGAGGUUCCCGGACGGACUCGGCGCCUUCGUGGACAAGGUCACGGGGCUCAAGGGCGGGAACAUGAAGUUUGGGAUCUGGGUGGAGCCAGAGAUGGUGAAUGCCAAAUCGGAGCUGUACGAGGCACACCCGGACUGGGCGCUUCACGCGGCGGAUCACGAUCGGACGGAACAGCGGAACCAGCUCGUCCUCGACCUGGGCAUCCCGGACGUCCAGGACUACAUCAUUGACGUCCUCACACGGCUGCUCGAAUCCGCCCAGAUCUCAUAUGUCAAAUGGGACAAGAACCGGAUGAUGCACGAGAUGCCGUCCCCCUCGGCGGUCCAUCGGUACAUGCUCGGCCUGUACCGCGUCGUUGAGACCCUCACCACGCGCUUCCCUGAUGUCCUGUGGGAAGGCUGCUCCAGCGGGGGCGGUCGCUUCGACGCGGGCAUGCUGUAUUACUUCCCACAGUCGUGGACGUCGGACAACACCGACGCGUACGACCGGCUCUCCAUUCAAUUCGGUACCACUCUCGCGUACCCCGCUUCGUCCAUGGGAUGCCAUGUUUCGGCCGUACCCAAUCACCAGACACACCGCAUCACCCCGCUCGAGUUCCGCGCGCACGUGGCGCUCAUGGGCGGCUCGUUCGGGUUCGAGCUGGACCCGAACGCUCUUUCGGCGGAGGAGCAGAAAGUCAUCCCGGAGCGCAUCAAGCUUGGGGAGAGGGUCAAUCCCCUCGUCAUCUCUGGAGAGAUGUACCGGCUCAAUCUGCCCAACGAGUCGAACUGGCCGGCGGCGAUGUACGUCUCGCAGGAUGGGAAAGAGGCGGUGGUGCUGGCGUACCAGGUGCGGACGGUCAUCAAGGCGCGGAUCCCGACGGUGAAGCUGCAAGGGCUGGACAGUGGGGACGAAUAUGAGGUGGAGAUCAAGGGAGAGAGGCAGGUGUACUCGGGGGCAACGUUGAUGGGCGCCGGACUGAGGGUGUUGUGGGAACAGGGAGAUUUCCAGAGUCAAGUCAUCUUCCUCACCAAGAAGUGA
Messenger RNA from Dioszegia hungarica, 2223 nucleotides. Its product is annotated as putative melibiase. The transcript has 3 exons. The coding region runs from base 1 to 2223 and encodes 740 amino acids. The record is from RefSeq and is a predicted model, not a curated record. Gene Ontology annotation, biological process: carbohydrate catabolic process. Lineage: Eukaryota; Fungi; Basidiomycota; Tremellomycetes; Tremellales; Bulleribasidiaceae. Gene Ontology annotation, molecular function: alpha-galactosidase activity.